Messenger RNA from Pseudocercospora fijiensis CIRAD86, 987 nucleotides. RefSeq lists its product as uncharacterized. The record is from RefSeq and is a predicted model, not a curated record. Bases 1 to 987 code for a protein of 328 amino acids. Lineage: Eukaryota; Fungi; Ascomycota; Dothideomycetes; Mycosphaerellales; Mycosphaerellaceae. The transcript has a single exon.
AUGGAGCAUCUUCCCGCACUAGGCACAGCCAUCGGAGAAAUCGUCAAGCCAACAUUGCAGCUCUACGAACCCUUAUUGCUCCAGAAUGCCGAAACAAUACGAUCAGUGCCGAAGCAGACUCGGCAAUAUGGACCUCACGAACGACAAAGUCUGGACAUCUACACGCCUGAAAAGCCGAACAUGACCAAUGGUCGUAAACCAGUACUAAUGUUCCUGUACGGCGGAGGCCUGGUCAUGGGACACAAGACACUACCAGGAUACGCUGGAGACUUGUGUCAUGCAAACAUCGCCUCGUUCUACGCACUCAAAUUUGGCUAUACCGUGGUAGUUCCCGACUAUCGAUUGGUAGGAAAGCACGAUGCUGUCUUUCCGUCGGGAGGCGAGGAUAUAGCCUUGGCCGUAGAGUGGCUGCUCGCGAAUCCCGCGGUCGCUGGCGAGGAGCCUUUAGAUCUCUUUCUUAUGGGAAACUCUGCAGGAGGUCUGCACCUUUGCACGUUCCUGCUACAUCCCUCGUUCGAGGCAACUCGAUCAAAAGUCUUGUCUGGAAACGCCACACGGUUGAGAGGCGUCAUACUGCUCUCGGUGCCCUUCAGCUUCGAUCACGCCAAAUCUGAUCGAGCUGCAGUGAAUGAGGCCUAUUUUGGCAGCGACAUGGGAAAGACUAAAUCGCCUCUUGGACUCCUCCGAUCAGCUGCAAAACAAGGAACCAUCGAUUUCGCUCACGCAGGCACACGCAUCUUCGUUCUGAAUGGCGAUCUUGACCCUGUUGACGAGAUCAUGCACCCUCGAGAUGAGUUUGUCAAAGAAUGGAUGUCGAUCAACACUGUAGAGAGCCGACGUGCUCUUGCAGUCGAUAUGAUGCUCGGACAUAACCAUAUUUCCCCAUUCGCCUCCCUUGGAACUGGUGCGGAUGAAGAGGAAGCUUGGGGUUAUCAAGUAGGUACAUUCUGUGAGAACAUAAGAAAGUUCAAGCCUUCCGUGAGAUGA